CUUUUCUCCACUCCUUGGGUCAGGUCCGUCUAGUCAUCCAUGAGAAGGGCCUGAUCUGCGAUGAGAGGGACGUGAGUCUGCCCUUGCAGGAGCACAAGGAGCCUUGGUUCAUGAGGCUGAACCUGGGGGAGGAGGUGCCUGUCUUCAUCCACGGGGACACCAUCGUCAGCGACUACAACCAGAUCAUCAACUACAUGGAGAAAACCUUUGCAGGAGAGGCAGUGGCUCCGCUGAUCCCAGAGGCCGACUCCCCGGCCCACGAGCGCGUGCAGCAGUACCGCCAGCUCCUGGACGGCCUGCCCAUGGACGCGUACACCCACGGGUGCAUCCUGCACCCCGAGCUCACCACCGACUCCAUGAUCCCCAAGUACGCCACCGCAGAGAUCCGGAGACACCUGGCAAACGCUGCGUCUGAGCUGAUGAAAUUGGACCACGAAGAACCUCAGCUGACAGAACCAUACCUCUCCAAGCAGAAGAAGCUCAUGGCCAAAAUCUUGGACCACGAUAAUGUGAAUAACCUGAAGAAAAUUCUGGGAGAGUUGAUCAUGGUUCUAGAUCAAGUGGAAGCUGAACUGGAGAAGAGGAACCUGGAGUAUCAAGGGGAGAAGUGUGAGUUGUGGCUAUGUGGACCUGAAUUCACACUGGCAGAUAUUUGCCUGGGAGCCUUGUUGCACAGGCUCAAGUUCUUGGGACUUUCGAAAAAAUACUGGGAAGACGGCAGCCGGGCCAACCUCCAGUCCUAUUUUCUGCGCGUGCAGAAGCGCUACGCGUUCCGCAAGGUGCUGGGAGACAUCCACAGCACGCUGCUGUCCGCCGUGCUGCCCAACGCCUUCCGCAUGGUGAAGAAGAAGCCGCCAUCUUUCUUCGGGGCCUCCUUCCUCAUGGGCUCCCUCGGGGGGAUGGGCUACUUUGCCUAUUGGUUUUUAAAAAAGAAAUACAUGUAGUGAAUGCCCUCUUCUUGUGUUUUAACGUCUGUGUAUUUGUGCGAUGUUUCAACUUUUUCUGUAAGGUUUUUACGACCGCAGGAAACCUAUGAAUCUAUAUAGAGAACACUAUUACGUAUCUGGGGGGACUAAGAAUAUAAAGAACAUUCCACAAGAAGGAAUCAACCACAGCACAUUUUGCAGGUUACAGCGCCGUUGCCUCCCUAUAUUUCUGGCGACCUAGCGGUCUCAUGGCUGAGGACGGAUGAGGCCUUUUAUAGCUUGAUGGAGGCACGCCAUUAUGUCCAGUUAUACUCAAAUGAUAAACGUCAUGAUCUUAAUACAUAAGAAAGCUCAAACAAAAUGUAACGGGGUUUAAUCACAGAUCAAACUAAGAUUGAUGACUGGUUUGAUUUGACCGUAGCAUGCCACUAUACUCUUCGACCAUAGUGACUGCGUCUUUGUGCACACCCUAUAGGCCCGGUAGGCCACUAGUAAUCCUCUACCUGGUUGAGAUUCAACAGGUCUAAUGCCAGGAGACCUCCAUGUUGAAAAGCUUCUAAGAGUCUUGCCAGAAACUGCCAGUGGAGCUAACGGACUGAGUCAUUCACACUUUGUACACCGCCGACAAUUCAAACAACCCCCCACACACACACGCACCCCCCCUCAGAGGUCCCCUUUCCUUUGAAGGAGCACAUUGACACCCAUGGCCCAGGGGCAGCGACGGCCCGCUGGGGGGGGGGGGCUGGUUUAGGCCCGGCCCGGUCAGCAGGGAGGCAGCGGUCACCGAGGGCGAGGGCAUGGGGUUCAAAUCAUUAAGGUUGUAAUAGCAUCGUUUCAUUUUUCAUUUUGCCUGUUUCAUCUGGAAAUGAUCUGUACAUUGUUAUGAGCAUUGAAGAAAAUAAGAUUUGUUUGAGGGUUAAAAUAACUAAAAGAUGAUAAAUGCUUCCCGACGCCUCCCCGUCUGGUUGGAGCCAGCUUAUUGGAUCAGCACUUGAUGCAGGGGACUUUGACUUGCUUUUCGAAAGCUAUUCAGAUCUCCAGUUAUGAAACAAUAUUUGGGUUCUUGAUUAUUUCGGAAUGGUUUUACAUUGAUUCAUGAAGACUCCUGUUCAGGAACCUGACCUCUUAUGACUGGAGACUUGAAAACAACAACUGAGCUCCCAACAAGCUGCUCUCAUGGCUACAAACACGAAGCUACAGUACACAGCCACCUGGGAGGGAGACACCGUGUACAUGGUGUGGUUUAAGAGGGAGAAGUCAACUCAAACUAAUUUCAUGUAAUGUAAGAACACUCAAUUCUAAAAGUUUCACCAUGACCCCCCUUGAUCACCCCAAUGUCCCCUUGGGUUUAUCAAAAGGUUAAUCAAAGCCCCUCUUAAAGACAGGUGUUUUUUGUUCAGGUCAUACAGGACUAGAGAUUUUACCACAACAAAUGCUUGGUAUAAUUGUCAAUGUAUAACACAAUGUAUAACCACAAACGACACAUGUUUUAGAACAAUAUUUUAUAGACAUAAUUUGAUAUGCAUGUAAGAAAUGAUAGGGAAAUAUGGCGUAAAAAAAUCUUAAAGGAGACAUAUUAUACCACCAGGUGUGAGUGUGAUUAGCCUUACAAGCUGUUUCGAAAAUCUGCCCCAUAUGACAUCACUAGUGGGCGUGUCCACCUAGAUCUGUGCUGGACAGAUCAGUCUACCAACCUACCCAAUGGACUAAAGUAAACGUUGCUCAUCUAUCCAUGUAGUAUAAUACGACUCCUUUAAAUAGGCUCACAAGCCCGAUUGGACGUGACCUUCCAUGCAUCACCCCAAAUGAUCCAGUAUUUUUGUCCCAUUUUUACCAUGCCUUCCAUAAUCUUGGCUUUGGGAACAGCCAAAUAUACUUAGUCUUCAAAAGGACCUUUACAGAAACAGAAUAUUUCAAUACAUAACCAGCCUUUAAUUGUGAGCAGUUUGUUCUUUAUGAUGGUAGGUUAGGUGGGAGAUGUUUAGUGCUUCUUAAAUCAGCUUGCCUAAGGAUUGGACGUCUGUUUCAUGGAUCACAUAUACAAAAAAUGUGGUGUUACUUUUGGCCAUUCUAUCUCACAAUAGUAUUUUUUUAUCUUUUACUUUUAUUUUUUUAUAUUUAUAAAUAUGCAUUAAUUUAUGGUGCUUUUUAUGAUGUUUUGUUCAUGAGCCUUAACAUUUUCAGUUGCCAUCAAAAACCAAAAUUAAAUGAUGAAAAUGUAA
Gadus macrocephalus (Pacific cod) is the source of this 3148-nucleotide messenger RNA. It is a transcript of the gene gdap1l1, whose product is annotated as ganglioside induced differentiation associated protein 1-like 1. The coding region runs from base 111 to 944 and encodes 277 amino acids. The transcript has 5 exons. NCBI's taxonomy places the organism in Eukaryota, Metazoa, Chordata, Actinopteri, Gadiformes, Gadidae. The record is from RefSeq and is a predicted model, not a curated record.